UUUAAAAUUUCGUUCCUUUAUAUGUAUGUUAAUAUAGUUUUAUUUUCAAAUCGCAGCGGUAAAUCCUAACAGUCUUAAAAUGAUAUAUUUCGGAUCACGAUAGUCCACCGAAUUGAUGCCUGGAGAAAGCGCUUACUCGUUGAACAGCAAUAUUUGGAGUUAGAACGAAUUCUGCUCCCAGUGCCGUCAUGAUGUGGUCGUGGACGACUCUGAAACAACAGAAGUCCGCUGACUUGACAGUCGAGACAUUUUGGAGCGCCGUGAGUGUGUGGAACGCCAAACCACAUCUGUUGAUCAAGCACUUGAUGGGUGCUGAACGGCUCUUGUCUGAAUCGCUGGCAGGUGAAUACGGUGAUGUGUUGGCCUCGGUGGCAACUACAGAUCUAUCACCCUCAGCCUGGAUAGGAGACACCACGAAAACUUUUGAAUAUCUGGGCCUGAGUAGUGGCCAGGACGUUCAAGUGGAAGUCUGGAAACUGUUCACCAAGAAGCCCGUUGACUGGAAUGAUUAUUUGCGACUUAGCAUCUUUGACAAGCAAAAUAAUAUCGCCGUGUUUUAUGAUAUUACUCCAAAGAAGAACGGCGAUGAUGUCAAAUAUGCCUAUGGAAUUUAUUUUGUUGAUGACUUGUUGGAGUUGCGUCUUGCUACACCAUCAAAUCAUUCUCUGGACGACAAGAAGACGUUGCACUGGAUGACUGACGUAUUUUUCCCAAAAUUUUUCAACUGGAUGAUCAAUGAUAAAGGGUCUAAACCAGCAAUUUCGUCCUUAUCACACGUUUGUGUUCAAAUGUAUUGUCAUUUAUACAGUCGGUUGAAGGAAAAAUAUGCCAAAUCACUAAUGGAGGUUUGGACAGAAGUAACGGAUCCUAAGAAGUAUAUACAUAAAGAUAUUGCAACGGCUACAUACUUGAUGCUUUUAUGGGGCGACACUAAACCAAGUUUUGUUGAUAUGGGGUGUGGUAAUGGCUUACUUGUGCAUGUUUUGAACAGUGAAGGAUAUGGUGGAGUUGGAUUGGAUGUCAGAUCUCGGAAAAUGUGGGCUCAGUAUCCACAAUCUACAGUUUUAAAGGUGACUAGUGUUGAUCCUUCUUCACCUGAAUGUAAAUUUCCUCAAGCCGAUUGGAUUAUAGGCAAUCAUUCAGAUGAGCUGUCACCUUGGGUACCAGUAAUUGCCUCACGUAGCAAUUAUAAUUGCAAAUUUUUUCUCCUUCCAUGUUGCCCUUUUGAAUUUAAUGGUUCCCGCUACCAACGCACAGAUUCAUCUCUUAGUCAAUACCAUGAUUAUUUAAAAUACUUGGAAAAAACAAGUGUUAAUGUGUUUAAGUUUAACGUUAAAACAGACCGUCUUCGAAUACCUUCAACAAAACGGACAUGCAUCAUUGGCUGGUCAAAAAAUUAUUUACCACAGGAAGCAGAUCAAGUUGUACAGGACAUUGAAAAGUUUGCAAGUUCUAAAUUCAAUGAAAAUGUUCUAUUUGUGCCUAGGCCGCCUGAAGAAAGGGUUAGAAAUUGCACUAAAUUAGAUAAAGACUUGAUCCGCAGCGUAGUUGAUAGUGUAGCUGAUGUAUUAAUAAAAAGUUCAGGUGGAUGGAAGUGUCGCAUCACUUUAGGCGAAUUAGCAAAACAAAUCGGCGAAGAGAGACUGAAAAAAUUGAAAAAAGAAUGUGGUGGUUUGCAAACAUUGUUAAGGAAUCAUAGGUAUAUUUUUGUUGUUGAGAAAGGAACUGUUGGGUUCAGAAAACCAGCCAAAGGCAGUGGAAAAGUUUGGAAAAAACAUAAGUGUUGGUUUUAUCAUAAUUAUCCAGAUAAGUGUCCAUUAAAUGAAGACGAGUGCUGUAAUAUACAUUAAUAACAACAAAAUAAUUGUUGUGUAAUAUUUUAUCAUUAAACAUUUUUGUUUGAGUUUA
Molecule: messenger RNA, 1908 nt
Organism: Aphis gossypii (cotton aphid)
Lineage: Eukaryota; Metazoa; Arthropoda; Insecta; Hemiptera; Aphididae
Product: probable tRNA (uracil-O(2)-)-methyltransferase
Exons: 4
Coding region: 189-1850 (553 amino acids)
Biological process (GO): tRNA methylation
Molecular function (GO): tRNA (uridine) methyltransferase activity
Source: RefSeq, a predicted model, not a curated record